Diachasma alloeum is the source of this 2593-nucleotide messenger RNA. It is a transcript of the gene Elp2, whose product is annotated as probable elongator complex protein 2. Gene Ontology annotation, cellular component: elongator holoenzyme complex. The transcript is spliced from 2 exons. The coding region runs from base 193 to 2568 and encodes 791 amino acids. The record is from RefSeq and is a predicted model, not a curated record. Gene Ontology annotation, molecular function: protein binding. NCBI's taxonomy places the organism in Eukaryota, Metazoa, Arthropoda, Insecta, Hymenoptera, Braconidae. Gene Ontology annotation, biological process: tRNA wobble uridine modification.
CUUCCACCAUCUGUGAACCACGUGACAAAAAUGCCAGUGUGUGCUCCGAAACCACACGAGCAGCAGCUAGGUUAUCCCACGUCGUAAACAACAAUAACCACCAGAAACUAAUUGAAGAAACCCAGGCAAAUGAGUGAGUAAUUUGAUAAUUUCCAAUUGACAAAAACUGGAAAUUAUUAAAAACGACUCAAGAUGUCAACGACUUAUAUAUCAUGCGCCUGCAACUCUCAACCCCGCGCGGUAGACUGGGGCACAAACGGUCUCGUCUGCUAUGGAUACUCGAACUCCAUCGCAAUUUACGACCCGAACGUGGAGACCACCGGCAAAGUCCUCCAAACACUGCACAAGCACUCCUCUCAGGUGAAAGUGGUCCAAUGGAUCGAAACAGAUCGAACCACUCCAGAAACCGAGAUUCUAUCAGGUUCUCGAGACGGUUCUGUCAUCGUCUGGAGCAAAACCCCCGUGACAUUCACCCCAAACAUAACUAUAACCCUGGGAGAUCAACUGACAACAGCGCACGCAGCUUAUCUCAACAGCAACGAGGAAGAUCGAAACGAAGAGAAAGGAGAAAAUCGACCUCUGCUGAUUUGUGCCUCGUCCUUCAAAGAAAUCUUCUCGGUCUGGCUCAGAACCUCCUCUGGGACCAUCUCAGACAAACAAACACUCGACCUGAAGGGAAAAAUCCCCACAGAAGCUAGAAUAACUCACCUCCCAGGACCACGAAACACACCAGCACUGAUUAUUGUAAUGGACGACGCAACGAUUCACCUGUUCACGUGGAGCAGGCCUCCAGCAAAUUCUGGUCCCCCCAAACUGAACUUCCAGUUGUCGAAGCAACUCACGGGGCAUCAGGACUGGAUCCAGUGCCUCGACAUCAUGCAGAUUUCCCCAACAGCGUCCCUUCUGGCGUCAGGAUCUCAAGACGGAACGAUUCGUUUGUGGAAAAUAUCGAUAUCUUCUCAGGAAAAACCUCCAGAGGAUCGGGUAAACGAAUUCACAGUGGAGAAUCAACUGUUCGAGGUGACUCUGGAGUCUAUUCUGAGUGGUCAUGAGCAUUGGGUUUAUGGGGUACACUGGCAUCCGCCAGUUCUGAUGGACGGGGAGUGGAGGAGACCAAAUAAAUUACUAUCGAGUGCUUUGGAUAAAACUAUGAUCAUCUGGGAGCCUAAUUCUGCUGGAGUUUGGAUGGAAACCGUUCGAUUGGGGAAAGUGGGGGGUAAUACGCUGGGAUUCUAUGGAGGGAAGUUCAAUGGAGAUGGAACGAGUGUCCUGGCUCAUGGGUAUCAAGGAACGUUCCACAUGUGGCGGUUUGAGGAGGAGUUGAAGAGGUGGAACCCCAGGACUGCACCCAGUGGACAUUUUUCUGACGUCAGUGAUCUGCAUUGGGAUCCUGAGGGGCGGUACCUCAUUACCACGAGCUUGGACCAGACGACGAGGGUCCAUGUCCCCUGGAGGAAAUCAGGGAAUUCUGAAAUUUGGCACGAAAUUGGGAGGCCUCAGAUUCAUGGGUAUGAUAUCAAUUGUCUGGCGGUUCUGUCCCCUCAUUUGUUCGCUUCGGGGGCAGAGGAGAAAGUUGUGAGGAUUUUUGAGGCUCCCUUGUACUUUAAGAAGUGUUUGGAGGGGUUGGAGUGGAGGAAUCCGAGGAGCACUGGAGAUCGAGCUUCGGUUCCUGCUUUGGGGCUGACGAAUAAGGCUGUCGACGGAGAGGGGAUUGAUGACGAGGUGGAGGGUGAUGACUUGAGGGUGGAGAGACCGCCCACGGAAGAGGAGAUUGUUAGGUACACACUGUGGCCAGAGUUGGAGAAACUGUAUGGCCACGGCUACGAAAUAUUCGCGAUGGCAGCGAGGCGCGAUGGAAGGAUACUCGCGACUUCUUGUAAAUCAGCCAAUGCUGAGCACUCCAGCAUCAUUCUCUGGAGUACCAAGACCUGGGGGCAAAUCCAGAAACUCUCCGCGCACAGAUUGACAGUGACUCAGAUGGAAUUUUCUCCAAACGAUCAAUUUUUGAUUUCUGUAUCGAGAGACAGGAGAUGGGCCCUUUACAGAAGUCUCCAGGAUUCUAACAACGAUAACAUUAACUAUGAAGUGAUUUUAGUCAGUCCUGCUGCCAAUGCCCUGCACACCAGGAUAAUCUGGUGCUGUUGUUGGACUCCAGACUCGAAAUAUUUUGCCACAGGAUCCAGAGAAGGUAAAAUCGGACUCUGGAAUGCUGACAGUCUUUCGAAAGGCGAAACUCCUAAACCUGUGGGGAGCUUGGACCUCCAGGGUAGUUCCGUCACUGCCCUCGCCUUCCACCGAGAGAUUUUAAAAGGGAAUAAUUAUGUUCUGGCUAUUGGGGUCGAAGAGGGAAGAAUCGAAGUGAAGAGAAUCAAUUUUGAAAACAAUGAAGGAAGGUUUCUGGAUUGUUUGGAGCUGGACACUUCUGCUGCACAUCACAGAACUGUUAAACGACUAUCGUUUAGACCGAAUAAUACAGAAGGAGUGGUGCAGUUGGCGAGCUGCAGUUCUGAUCGAGCUGUGAAGAUUUACGAUAUAGAGAUCUCAAGAAUUUUGGGAGAGGAUAUUUAAUUAAUAAAGAUGUUUUGUAAACUUA